Messenger RNA from Aspergillus tanneri, 912 nucleotides. RefSeq names its product mitochondrial 54S ribosomal protein uL1m (gene MRPL1). The transcript has 3 exons. The record is from RefSeq and is a predicted model, not a curated record. The coding region runs from base 1 to 912 and encodes 303 amino acids. NCBI's taxonomy places the organism in Eukaryota, Fungi, Ascomycota, Eurotiomycetes, Eurotiales, Aspergillaceae.
AUGGCCUCCUACAGUUCGCUCCUGCCCACUGCGGCACGGAGUCUCCUGUCAUCAUGUCGUUCUCCUCUCCGGCAGGGCUCAAUGGCCCCCGUUUUCUCCAGCUUUCACCAGCAAAUUCGGGGAGCAAAGAACAACCCCCAAGCGCAGGCUAAAAAGGCCAAGGACAAGAGUGCGAAGAAGGGGAAAAAGGGUCCCAAGGUGUUUAAGCAGCGGGAUCUGAAGGACAUGCAACAGUACUCGCUUUGUGAGGCUAUGAGAUAUAUUCGCGCAUUCGAAGUUGGCCGUGAGCCCACCGUCUCCAAAUAUGAGGUUCACAUCCGGUUGAGGACGCAGAAGGACGGCCCGGUGAUUCGCAACAUGCUCCGGUUCCCCCAUUCCGUGCAGACCGAGUCCCGAAUUUGUGUGAUAUGCCCCCCGGGAUCGAGACACGAGAAAGAGGCUCGCGCCGCCGGAGCUGUCCUCGUGGGUGAGCAGGAGGUAUUCGAUGCUAUAAAAGCGGGCCGGAUUGAAUUUGACCGUUGUAUUUCCCACCCGGAUAGUUUGGAUGCGUUGAACAAGGCUGGACUGGGUCGCAUUCUCGGUCCUAGGGGUUUGAUGCCUAGCGCUAAGACUGGUACGGUAGUCGAAGAUGUGGCUGCCCGGGUGGAGAUGCUACGUGGUGGUACGGUAUACAGAGAGCGUGAUGCCGUUAUUCGACUCCCCAUCGGACAGCUGGCAUUCACGCCCGAGCAAUUGCGAGACAACCUGCGCGCCACGAUCGAGCAAGUCAAGAAGGAUGCAGCGGGCCUCAACGAUCGCAUAAACAAGGAGAUUUACGAGGUGGUGCUAAGUUCGACCAAUGGCCCUGGCUUCAGCCUGACGGGCGAAUUCAAACCCGAUGACUUCGAUGCCGCAUCUUUGAGCGGUCUGUAA